Carassius carassius (crucian carp) is the source of this 2835-nucleotide messenger RNA. Its product is annotated as ras association domain-containing protein 2-like. Lineage: Eukaryota; Metazoa; Chordata; Actinopteri; Cypriniformes; Cyprinidae. Bases 1380 to 2309 code for a protein of 309 amino acids. The record is from RefSeq and is a predicted model, not a curated record. Gene Ontology annotation, cellular component: nucleus; cytoplasm. The transcript has 10 exons. Gene Ontology annotation, biological process: signal transduction; positive regulation of protein kinase activity; positive regulation of JNK cascade.
GAAUAUGCUUAAAUUCUUCCAUUUAUUUCCCAUGAUAAGUUCAACGCUGUGACAGUAUUUUCUAUGUUAAAUAAAUAUUAAGUAAUUAAUUAUACAUUUUAACAAAGAGAGACAAAGACAUUAUCAGAGAUUUGCAUUAGUCAGAUACUAAUCCAGACAAUUAUUCAAUUGAAUAAAUUUAUUUUUACUUGUAUGGAUUUAUUUCUUUGUUUGCUUGGUUGGUUUUCAUUUGGAAGUAAUUACAUUUUAGGGGUUAAAUUCAUUCAUUUAUUUAUAUUCAAAGGUGUGGCACAGUAUAUUGUUAUGUUAAAUAUUAAGUAAUUAAAUAUACAUUUUAACAAAGAGAGAGAAAUUACUUGCCAUUAAUCCAGCACCAAUCGGCACUAUUUAUUUUUCAUUAUUUAUUAAUAACAUUAUUAAUCCUUAUUAUUUAUUAAUUUGGAAGGAAUGGCUUAAGAGGUUUGCAUUAGAUAGUUUGAUAUUAUUCAUCUUACAAAAUCAAAUGUGGCUUAAACGUCCAGAGUGUUGAACGCUGUAUAAAGAGUAUGACAGUGAGCUAGACAUCAUGAAUCAAUUUGUAAUUAUAUUAGUUUCCACAAGGUGGUAACACUGUGCUCAAACCUGCCCGCUCUCAGAGGAACAGAUGAAAGUUUAAGCCUUUUCAUCUAUUCAUUGUUCCUUUGUCUGGGUCACCUGGUUCCUUAAACACAGAGAAACCAUUCAGUUUACUAUAUUAGACAGAAUGAAAGCAUUUCAUUUUGAGAAAGAAAUACACUUGGUUGAGAUUGAGCAGAAAUGAUGCCUUCUGACAAACUCAACACUCACAAUAGUUGGAUUUUAAUGACUAAUAUACAAAGAUGUUUACAAAGAUGCAUAUUUCUGUUAAUUAUUUGGUAAGCAUAUGUGUAUUUUUAGUGAAGAACAUUGUGUUCACUAGUCUUGCAUUCAUGGGACGGUGUGUUAACAUUUGCCCCAAUGGACAAUCCACAGGCGUGUUUAUGUGCUCGACCAAGUGUGCUUCCUGUCUGGCCCAGCAAACCAUUUGAACAUUGGCUAUCUGUGCUAGUAAUUAUUUUGGGGGCACUGUGUGCAUCUGCAGCAUAUGGGAGGAAGUCUGAAAAUAGCUGUGACUUCCUGACUGAACGUUUGCAAUGAGGAAGAGUCUUACAGAGAGGGGACAGAGACUCAUUUAGCUUGUCAACGCCACGCUUGCAUCCACGAUACAGCUGUUUUCAUGCUGACCAGCUGACUUCCAAGACUUCCACAUUUGCUGACUGGUACAGUCACAUCAUCAGAGUCUGAGUUGAUUUCGCUGACUUUGCUGGAUUCUCCCACGUGCUGCUUGUACAGCCUUCCUAGUGUUUUCCUGCUGACUCGACAUGGACAGUGAGGAUUCAGACAAGGUCCAGAUUGGCGAAGCUAAAUUUGUAAACAAGAGCAUUCUCCUCUCACACCUUAACACAUACAACCUUUAUUACAAAGGAGGAGCCCUCCGGUUGAGACACAGAGAGGAGGAAGGCGAGAUGAUCAUAGAGGGUUUACUCAAUGUUUUUUGGGGUGUUCGGCGGCCAAUCAGACUGCAGAUGGAGGACGAGAAGGAGGCAGGCAGGCCACGCCCCUCACUAACAUCUCUGAGUGCCGAAACAGACAUCAACUCACUCAAUGAGGUCACUACAGCAGGCGACCAAUCAAAAGACUUCAGCGAAGAGAAUGAAGAGGCAGGUGAGGAGCAGCAGGAGUCGACACACUCCGAUCGUCUCCCCAGGACCAGGAGUGAUGUCGGCGGAAGGAGAAUCAGCGGACGACGGCUUGGAAUCAGGAGAGUCAAGAGAAACCGAUGCUCCUUCAACGGCCACGUCUAUAACCUCAAGACGGCCGUUUUUACCCCAGCGUUCGGCUCUGUGACCAAUGUCCGCGUCAACAGCUGUAUGACGACAGCACAGGUCAUGAGGGUGCUGCUCAACAAGUUCAAGAUUGAGAACAGUCCUGAUGAAUUCAGCCUCUAUUUCGUCCACACGAGCGGAGAGAGACAUCGGCUGAAGCCUAAUGACCAUCCUUUGGCGCUCAGAGUUUUGCGAGGCCCUUGUGAACAGGUCAGCAAAAUGUUUCUUAUGGAGACAGACCAGGUGGAAGAGGUCACCCAUGAUGUGGCGCAAUACAUCAAGUUUGAGCUUCCUGUUUUACAAAGCUUCAUUGCUAAGCUGCAAGAGGAAGAAGAAAGAGAGAUGCAGAAACUGAAGAAGAGGUAUGCUGAUAUGCAACGUAUCAUCAAGAAAUACAUGCAGUCUUUAGCUGAUUCAACUACAUGAUGAAGCUGUUCAGACAUGUAUCAUGCAUCUGAGCACCAUUUUUAAAGCACCAAACAGUGACAAAAUGGUGCUGUCUCAGGAAAAGUAACAUUUUUAGCUAAAUUAUUACUUUUAUUAUCGUAACAUGUUAUAUAAUAUCAUAAUACAGCAAUGUCCAAAGGUACCAUGACUUUCUCUAAAUAAUCUUCAUUGGAUAAAAAGGAGUGUUACUUAGCCAUCUUUUUCACAAAGGAAAGCAAAUGGGUAAAAAAAAAGUUACAUUGUUUGACUUUCACUCAUGCACAAUGACAAUAAUAAUAAUCCGUAAGAAUGUUAAUUCAAAAUUUGAUAUAAUGUAGAGCCCAUAUUAUGUGAAUAAAUAGACAAUGUGAAGAAAAAUAAUUUGAAAACCUAAUGUAUUUGCCUUGUUUUACUGCAGAAUGUUUGUAAUGAUGUUUAUUGGUAUUAAAAGUAUUUAAUAUAUUUUGUUUGUAGUGUAUUUUACAAAGUAUGUGCACAUUUUUACCAUUGAUAAUAAAAAAAACAU